AAAAAAACCCUUAAUACAGAUAUGAAGUUUUGUUGGUUCAUACUUUUUAACGUGUUGGCCUAUGCUUGGUCUUUACCUCCUAGGGUGAAUGAUGCAGUGCCAUUGUUGGAUCUGCAAUUCAGGAAUAUUCACACGGGACGCAUAACCAAUGGCGAGCCAGCUGUUGAAGACCAAUUCCCCUAUCAAGUGGGAUUGACUUUGCAAAAGAGUAUCAUCUCUUCGAGUUGGUGUGGAGGAUCUUUGAUUGGGGAAAAUUGGGUGCUGACCGCUGCUCACUGUACAAAUGGUGCAAUGCGUGUCAUCGUCUAUUUGGGCAGCACUGAACGCACUAAUCCCAAAGUCAGCUUUACGGUGGAAGCAUCGAACAUUCGUCAGCACAGUGGUUACAAUGCACAGUAUCUGUCCAAUGAUAUUUCGUUGAUCAAAAUACCAACAGUUGCCUUCAGCAGUUCAAUACAACCGGUUAGAUUGCCAGCUAUCUCUUCCUCUCACUCCACAUAUGCUGGAGAUUAUGCCAUUGCCUCGGGCUGGGGUCGUACUUCCGAUGUUUCUUCGGUUGCCGCAGAUUUGAAUUUUGUGGUUUUCCAGGUCAUGAGCAAUAGCGUAUGUGCCGGUAUCUAUGGCACAUCUGUAGUUACCGCCAAUACUAUCUGUGUCUACACACCCGAUGGUAAAUCAACCUGCCAAGGUGAUUCUGGUGGUCCUUUGGUAACGGUCCACAAUAAUCUAUUGAUUGGUAUUACCUCCUUCGUUUCAUCGGCCGGUUGUCAAUCUGGAGCUCCUGCUGGCUUUGUGCGUGUCACCCGCUACUUGGAGUGGAUCAAGGCCAAUACUGGCAUUGCUUAUGAGCAAUAAUGGAUAUAAGUGUUUAGAGUAUAAAAUGAAUGAAUAGAAUAAAAAAUAAUAAAAUAUAAAAAAAAUCCUGA
Stomoxys calcitrans (stable fly) is the source of this 926-nucleotide messenger RNA. Its product is annotated as serine protease 1. The record is from RefSeq and is a predicted model, not a curated record. The coding region runs from base 22 to 855 and encodes 277 amino acids. NCBI's taxonomy places the organism in Eukaryota, Metazoa, Arthropoda, Insecta, Diptera, Muscidae. Gene Ontology annotation, biological process: proteolysis. The transcript has 2 exons. Gene Ontology annotation, molecular function: serine-type endopeptidase activity.